UCAUAACACGAAUAUAAGUCGGUGCGUGGUAUACAUGGCUAUUCUAAAACCCGUUGCUCAUUCAAAUUCACGUAAGAAAACAGCUUUGUAAGCGUCAUAAGUGUUAUCGGCGUUUAAGAAUGCGGUCUCACUAGUAUUCAUUCCGACUAGCUUCAGUUUGAUCUCCGCACGCUUUGUGAGUUGCUGAACCUGUGAUUAUUUCUCCACAUUCUCGAUAUUUCUAAAAUGCACGAGACAAUACGUAAUCAGUUGGACCGAGAUGGGUUUGCCGUUUUGGAGGAUUUUCUACGACCAGCAGAAUGCGACGAGCUGGUUGCAGCGGGAAUUGAAAUUACAAAACAAAUCCAAGAUGGUACCCAUAAAUCCGUGUUUUCAGCUAAUUUAGAGAAUCCCGCAACAAAGGAUAAAUAUUUCUUAGAGAGCAAUGAUAAAAUAAGAUAUUUCUUUGAAACAGACGCUCUGGAUGAAAAUGGUGAACUGAAAGUGGACCCCAGCGUUUCCCUCAAUAAGGUCGGGCACGCUCUUCACCUCCUGCAUCCAAUCUUCAGAUGUUACACAUACAGCGAUCGGGUCAAGGCCGUCUGUCAACAACUAGGUUUCACAGAACCAGCUGUCGUACAGAGCAUGUACAUUUACAAAAAUCCCGGGAUCGGUGGAGAAGUGAAGCCUCACCAGGACAUUACAUACCUACACACUGAUCCUGUCGCACCAAUUGGGUUUUGGAUUGCUUUACAAGAUGCGACAAUCCAAAAUGGUUGUCUCUGGAUGUUGCCGGGAUCUCACAAAUCAGGUGUACAUAGGAGAAUGAAGAGAACACAAGAAGGGACUCUGGACUAUGACCGACCAGCUCCAAUAUACCCACAGUCCAGUUUCACGCCAGUACCUGUCAGUAAAGGCAGCUGUGUAUUACUUCAUGGUAAUGUGGUCCACAAGAGCGCACACAACAGUUCAGAUAAGAGUCGGCACGCCUACACGUUUCAUAUUAUUGAGAGAAAGAACAACAACUUCUCACAGGAUAAUUGGCUUCAAGAGGGCAAGGAGGCACCGUUCGUAAAUAUUUACACAACUUCGCAGAUAGCAUAAUGAAUAUACCAUUUUCGAAAUAAUACAUUUAAUUGAUUCUAAUUAUUUUUAUUUCUCUUUGGGCUGAACGAAGAAAACUAUGUAAGGACCUCUCUACUUUGAAUCAUCAUAAUUAUUAUCAUUUAGAUAAGACCGAUUAUAGUUUUGCUUUUAGCACAUUCCUCACGAUGCUUUCCUUCACCGUACGAGCAAGUGUGAAUUGCGCAUAUAGAAAAAUAACUAUGUUCGUGUAGCCGGUGUCUGAAAAAACCUCAGCUAUGCUUCUUAUUUCAACCUCAAAGAGAUUAAGUAAGGGGAUUUUAAUAAUACUUCUGAACAUGCAACGAGAAUUAAUUUACGCUUCGAGUAGAAUAUCAUGAAUUAUUUGUGAAAUAUGUGCAUAAUUUUUUAAUCAUAGGGAGAACGUACAAAGCAUUAGCGCUACAUUAAUGUCGUUUUUACCUUUUUAAAAAGUACUAGCUUCGUUCGUAUGAAACGUAAGGUUUCGAUUUAAAGGACUUUGGAAUAUGGAAGAGGGUUCGAGAAAGUUAUUCAAUCAUGAAGUAUUAGAGGUUGGUAAACGUUGUUUAAUAGUUGUAUAAAACGACACUUUAGUGGGCGAUGUUUAACCGAUUUUUCAAGUAGUCCUCAUAUUUUCCAUAUCUCAUGGAAAAUUUCUUUGAAAUCUACAAUAUAAUCCAUUAUACUUUAUUAUAUUAAAAACAAUAUAAGAGGCGAAUCAUAAUGAACAGAAGUAUGAUUGGUUACAGAACAAUUAAAUUGGCUAAUAUUGAAGAUUUUUCGAACUUUUUACCCUUACUUUUUCUCUUAGUAAAUUAAAAUAUUGACGACGGAUUAUUUUCGCCAUUUGUUACAGGACCUAAUUAUUAUGUUAUUAGCUGAGUUAUAUCGAGUGAAUCUUAUUAAUGACUUUUACAAGUUUUCUUAUUAAACUUAACUCAUCCUGUAAUAAGUUUGCUUCCAUGCAACCUUUAGAUGCUCAUUCCUGGAAAACUGUGUCCGCUGAACCGGAUAAAGGAUUUGCGCUGCAGAUUUUUAAUGGGAUGUAAGUCGCAUUUGUUUACUUGAAAUUUUUUGUAUGUAAGCAAAUAACCUUUGUAUUUUAAUAGUACUCAGAGUGGUUCAUUUACUUAUAUAGGUAUAAUAAUUGUAUUUAAUAUUCGAAAACUGUGCAUGUCGGAUUUGAAAUCAAAUGUUUACUAAUUCGUUUAUAAGGCAGCGAAAGACUUUAACUUAAUGAACGACUCUGAGUCAGGAACUAAGUGCUCGUGUAAGUCCGACAGGAAUUAGCGGUACUACUAUUUUUAUUAAUUUAUUUUUUUCGUUUAAUCUAUUGUUAGAGAAAUAAGUCCUUUGGAAACAAAAAACUGUAACGAUAUAGAAUAAUCAUAAAAGUGUAAAUACCUGAUUAUGAUCAGCUUGAUGUAAGCUAUUUUAUAUCUUAGUUUUAAAAAUAUCAUACCAGCGAUUGCACUUGUGAUAUUUUUCAAUAAAGAUUCUUAUUUUGUC
Molecule: messenger RNA, 2592 nt
Organism: Pieris napi
Lineage: Eukaryota; Metazoa; Arthropoda; Insecta; Lepidoptera; Pieridae
Gene: Phyhd1
Product: phytanoyl-CoA dioxygenase domain-containing protein 1
Exons: 6
Coding region: 226-1083 (285 amino acids)
Source: RefSeq, a predicted model, not a curated record